CUUUACAUUUCUGCAUUUGAGGGCGCAUUUUAGUUUUUUAAAUAAUUUUAAUCAAAAGUGAGUUGUCUUUGCAGUCCGCUGGCCAUGGAGCGUUAUUUGGUGAGCUCUUUGGUGGGCCAGGGCUCGUUUGGUUGUGUGUACAAGGCCCAGCGGCGAGCCGACGACAAAGUGGUGGCCAUCAAAGUCAUAUCCAAGCGAGGUCGCUCCAAUCGCGAGCUGAAGAAUUUGCGGCGGGAAUGUGACAUCCAGGCACGCCUCAAGCAUCCCCAUGUCAUAGAAAUGGUUGAGUCUUUCGAGUCCAAAUUCGACUUGUUUGUGGUCACCGAAUUUGCGCUCAUGGAUUUGCAUCGAUAUUUGUCUUUCAAUGGUGCCAUGCCCGAGGACCAUGCACAGCGUGUUGUCUGCCAUCUGGUGUCCGCGCUCUAUUAUCUGCACUCGAAUCGCAUACUACAUCGAGACUUGAAGCCGCAGAAUGUGCUUCUGGACAAGAAUAUGCACGCCAAGCUCUGUGACUUUGGCCUGGCACGCAACAUGACGAUGGGCACCCAUGUCCUCACCUCCAUAAAGGGCACACCACUCUACAUGGCACCGGAACUGCUUGCCGAGCAGCCAUACGACCAUCAGGCCGAUAUUUGGUCAUUGGGCUGCAUCGCAUACGAGAGUAUGUCCGGACAGCCGCCGUUCUGUGCAACUUCCAUACUUCAUCUUGUUAAGCUUAUCAAGCACGAGGAUGUCAAAUGGCCCAGUACGCUAAGCAGCGAGUGCCGCUCUUUCCUCCAGGGCUUGCUCGAGAAGGAUCCGGGGAUGCGCAUCUCGUGGACGCAGUUGCUCUGCCAUCCUUUUGUCGAGGGCAAGCUGUACAUACCCGAGGUGCAAGCAGCACAGACCUCGCCCUUUAUAAACCCCCAACUGGCCAAAGACACAAAAUUUUUGCAGCAAUCUCGACACAAUGGCGUGGAUUUGGGUGAGGUAUUGGCAGCUCUUAAGUUGAGCGACAUGGCCAAUGAAAACUUGAGCACCUCCCGCGAUAGCAUCAAUGCCAUUGCGCCGAGCGACAUUGAGCAAUUGGAAACGGAUGUUGAGGACAAUGCGCACCGGGUAAUCGUGCCAUUCGCGGACAUUUCCUAUCGAGCCUUGCCCAGCAACACAGCAGCCGUUGCGGCUGGUGCCAUGCCACUGGUCAAUUCGCAGACCUGCUUUGUCAGUGGCAACUCGAACAUGAUACUCAAUCAUAUGAAUGACAACUUUGCCAUCGAAACGCCGGCCGCCAGCGCAACGAAAUCGAUGAAGUCCAAGCUGAAGAUGGCGCUCAAUAUUAAGCAGUCGCGCAGCAAGGACUUGGAAAAGCGCAAGCUCAGUCAAAAUUUGGACAACUUUUCGCUGCGGCUGGGACAGAGCAUCGAUGCAGAGGCGCAGCGUAAAACGACCGAGAUGCUCACGCAGCAGACGCAAGCGCAAGUGCAAGCGCAGCAGCUGAAUGAGAAGAAGGCGCAGCAGCUAAAGCAAUCGAUGCAUUCGAACAACGAUGAGAAAUUGAGCAGCGAAAAUUCACCUCCUUGUCUAUUGCCCGGCUGGGACAGCUGCGACGAAUCUCAGAGCCCGCCCAUUGAGAACGACGAGUGGCUGGCGUUUUUGAAUCGCUCGAUACAGGAGCUGCUCGACGGCGAAUUUGAUUCGCUGAAGCAGCACAAUCUAGUCAGCAUCAUUGUGGCACCGCUGCGCAACUCAAAGGCCAUACCCAAGGUGCUGCUGAGCGUUGCGCAGCUGCUGUCGCUGCCCUUUGUGCUGGCCGACCAGCAUCUGGUGGCGGAGGCCAUCAAGGGCGUCUACAUUGAUGUGAAGCUGGUGCCCAAUUUGAUGUACGCUUGCAAGCUGCUCCUCUCGCAGCGCCAGCUAACCGACUCGGCUGCCUCGCUGCCCGGCGCCACGGGCGUCUCGCUAAGCCGCACGCUACGCAGUGUCUCCGACCUGACAGCCGAGGAGAUGAACACCGCCUGCAGCUUGUACGAGCUGGUCUGCCACCUGGUCCAUCAGCAGCAGCAAUUUCUCAGCCAGUUCUGCGACGCAGUGGCCAUACUCGCUGUCAACGACAUGUUCAUUAGCUUCCUAACUCACGAUUUCAAAGACAGCAGCGCGGUACGUUUGGCCAGCUGCAUGCUGGCCUUGUUCUGUUGCGUUCUGCGUGAGCUGCCCGAGAACGCCGAGCUGGUCGAGAAGAUUGUAUUCGAUUCGCGCCUGCAGCUGGUGCCGCUCUUGCAGAGUGAGCAUCAGUUGCUGCGGCAGCGCGCCUGCCAGAUGCUGUUGCUCUUGGCACGCUUCAGUCUGCGCGGCGUGCAGUGCAUUUGGAGUGGCGAGCUGAAGAGCGCCCUGCAGGCGCUGGCCGAGCAGCAAACCUGUCAAUCCCUGCGACUGGAGGCCGCCCAAACGCUAGAGGAGCUCAGCCAGUUCAGCUUCUUCGUUGCCCAGGCAACUGCUUAGUUUUUAUUACUCAAAUUACUUGUAUUUGCUCAAUAAAUCGUAAUCCAUGUCUAGCCAAACA
Messenger RNA from Drosophila arizonae, 2539 nucleotides. RefSeq names its product STKc_STK36 domain-containing protein fused (gene fu). Gene Ontology annotation, cellular component: cytoplasm. NCBI's taxonomy places the organism in Eukaryota, Metazoa, Arthropoda, Insecta, Diptera, Drosophilidae. The record is from RefSeq and is a predicted model, not a curated record. Gene Ontology annotation, biological process: smoothened signaling pathway; protein phosphorylation. Gene Ontology annotation, molecular function: protein kinase activity; ATP binding.